GGGCAUUAUAAGAGAGCUGGGUACCAUACAAUGUAUCAAGAAGAUUUGUGUUGGGAAGGGAUCUGGGGACUAAUGGCUGAUCAUGGAGUAAGGCAAUGGAGUGACCUUCAAGACAAGAUGAAAAAUACCUUCAUAGAUCACACGGGCCUGACGCAUUCCAGUUGUAAAAUCCUUUCGUCAUUGGGAGUAACAACUCCCUUCUUUGGGCCUUAUGGGGACCAAAUCUGCUAUAAUGGAAAGUUUCAACACUCUUACUUUCUUCGUUACACAAUUGACACACUUCACGCUAUCGGCAAGUCACGUGACGCUCGCCCACUUUUCUCUCACACUUCACUCAACGUCGCCCACGAUCACAAAGGUAUCCGCACGCAAACCCUGGAUAUCAGUUUGGAGAAUUACGUGAGGGCCAUGGCGAACGAGCAGAACACUUUAACAGUCAUUCUGGCGGAUCAUGGAAACACAUAUACGGGAUAUAGUUCAGAAUUUUUGGAGGGGCGCUUUGAGAUGUACCAUCCGUCCCUAUUCAUCAUUGUUCCUGACAGAGUAGCGGCGCUCUUAGGGAGGAAAGCAAUGUCCGCUCUAGGAGAGAACCAACGGAGGCUUGUCACCAUGAUAGAGUUACACCAUUCUCUAAUGGUGUUGGUCAACCCCCUAUCCGGAAAUGUUAAGCCAAAGGGGUUGUUUACACCCAUCGCUAUGAACCGUACGUGUGAUGAUCUGGAACUAACGCUGCCAAACUUGUGCGUGUGUAAGGGUUGGGAUGCACCAGCAGAUAAUGACACUUCACGUAUUCCUAUCGCUGAGUUCGCGAUGGGUCAGUUGAACAAUCGCUUGGAAAAUCAAAUACAGAACAUUUAUGAACGAUCCUGUCAAAGAUUGCAACCGUUAUGGUUUGAAAAUAUCCGAGAAAGAAACUCGAAAAAAGACGGAACUCUGAUCACUUCGAUGGAUAUUCGAGUUCAAGCAGGAGAUGUUGUUCCUCAGAGGGAAGACGUGUUUCACGUGGUAGUAAUGACAAGGGAAAUGUUAGGAGAAAAUUCUUUACAAAUGACCUUAGUCUCUUUUGACCGUCUGACUUUAUUUUUAACAUACGCAGAGUGCGCCGAUAAUGGUGUUGACCUUAAAUUGUGUGUGUGCUCACGAAAAGGAACACAUAAAAUGUCAGAACACAUGGUGCAUUUUGGACAACGCCCAGUUGUUAGAAAACUUAAUAAUACAAAUUGUUUAUGGUUGAUUACAUGGCCUUUUGCUAAAAACACAUCGAACACGUAUGAAGUAGCCAACUUGUGUCAUAGUCAGACUUAUCGAGUUAAGAUAUACGUGAAGAAAGUUUCUUACAUAAAAUUUUCUUGUGAGCUCCCUGUAACAUUAACUGUUACACCUGGUAAUGUAUUGUUUGCAUUUUCAGUUCGAAAGCACAUCAGUUAUUGGAAUACCCACAUAGAGGUUAAUACUGAGGUUGAAAAGAAAUAAAGGUUAUUGCUGACAAUGACAAUAGUAUUUCAUCAGCCUGUGGCACGUGCAUCUGAAGUGUCUGUGGAUUUCGCCUAAAUAGUCAACGAAUUACUUGAAAGUACCUGCCUGAUAGUUUUAAAAAA
This is a messenger RNA of Pocillopora damicornis (cauliflower coral), 1598 nucleotides long. RefSeq lists its product as uncharacterized. NCBI's taxonomy places the organism in Eukaryota, Metazoa, Cnidaria, Anthozoa, Scleractinia, Pocilloporidae. The record is from RefSeq and is a predicted model, not a curated record.